Molecule: messenger RNA, 1668 nt
Organism: Glarea lozoyensis ATCC 20868
Lineage: Eukaryota; Fungi; Ascomycota; Leotiomycetes; Helotiales; Helotiaceae
Product: MFS general substrate transporter
Exons: 3
Coding region: 1-1668 (555 amino acids)
Biological process (GO): carbohydrate transport; transmembrane transport
Cellular component (GO): membrane
Molecular function (GO): carbohydrate:proton symporter activity
Source: RefSeq, a predicted model, not a curated record
AUGGCUAUAGCCAUGGCCUGGCAUAAACCCGACAAUGUCGCCGGUUCUUCAGCGCCUGCCAUCAUGGUAGGAUUGUUCGUCGCAACCGGAGGACUGCUGUUCGGCUACGAUACUGGCACCAUUUCUGGAAUACUAGCAAUGAAAGCGUUUCGUAAAGAAUUUACUACAGGUUACUUAGACCCCAAUGAUAAAAUGGGCAACAUAUCGCCAGCACAAUCAGCCCAGGUUGUAGCGAUAUUGAGUGCCGGCACAUUCUUUGGAGCACUAUUGGCAGCCCCUUUGGGUGACAAGCUGGGAAGAAGGAUAUCACUCAUAAUUGCUGUCGCUAUCUUCUCGCUAGGCGUCUUGCUUCAGACGGUCGCGAUGGCCUUGCCGGUACUGGUGAGUGGCAGAUUCUUCGCUGGACUCGGUGUGGGCAUCAUAUCCGUUCUUGUUCCUCUUUAUCAAUCUGAGAUGGCUCCAAAAUGGAUACGAGGAACCUUGGUUUGCGCUUACCAGUUCGCCAUCACUAUUGGUCUGUUUCUUGCGGCUGUAGUGAACUUCAUAACCAAGGGAAUCGAUGGCCCAAGUGCUUUCCGGAUACCGCUCGCAAUGCAAUUCGUCUGGGCUGGCGUUCUUCUCCUCGGACUGAUGCUGUUGCCAGAGACUCCUCGCUAUCUAAUCAAGCGCGGAAAUCAUGGUGCUGCUGCUUCAUCGCUGAGUCGCCUUCGUCGUCUAGACAUCACCCACCCAGCCUUGAUCGAGGAACUAGCAGAAAUCGAAGCGAACCAUGAAUACGAAUUGAGCCUUGGAGCGUCUACAUAUCGCGAUGUUUUUCUUGGAUCGCCUCAUCUGGGACGGCGUCUACUCACUGGAUGUGGCCUCCAGAUGCUUCAACAACUCUCCGGAUGUAAUUUCAUAUUCUACUAUGGAACAACAUUCUUUACGAACAUUGGCAUCUCGUCACCCUUCGUCAUCGCGUUAAUUACUAACAUUGUCAAUGUUGCUUCGACAGUUCCUGGCAUGAUUCUCGUGGAGUCCAUCGGUCGGCGACGGCUGCUAAUGAUUGGAGCUGGAGGUAUGGCUCUUUGCCAACUAGUCGUCGGGACUGUUGGAUCAAUCGAAGCGGCACAGACUAGCGCUCAUAUCAUACUCAUUGUCUUUGUGUGCUUCUACAUUUUCUUCUUCGCUUCGUCAUGGGGACCAGUCGUUUGGGUCGUGACUUCGGAAAUUUAUCCAUUGAAAGUCCGAGCAAAGGCGAUGUCUUUAUCAACAGCCUCCAAUUGGCUUCUCAAUUUUGCAAUCGCCUACGGCACACCAUAUCUUGUCAAUACUGGAACGAAUCUUGCGAAUUUACAAGCCAAGAUCUUCUUCCUUUGGGGAUUUUUCUGUGUUGUAUCGCUUGUGUUCGUUUGGGGCAUGGUAUAUGAAACCAGCAAGAUUAGUCUCGAGCAAAUUGACGAAUUGUACGAAAGAGUCGAUAAAGCAUGGCAUAGCAAGUCCUUCCAGCCAAGUUGGAGCUUCCAGGAAAUGCGAGACGAAGGAGCGUCUUCCAGUGGCGUGCAACUCACCGACCAGGACCUAGCUCGACAGCGGACAGGGACAAGUGCCAGUCAACAGAGCUCAACCUCAACGUCGGAAGAAGACAAAAUUAUUGCGCAAUUAGGAGAUGUCGAUUUGAGUUAUUAA